Messenger RNA from Sorex araneus (European shrew), 2112 nucleotides. RefSeq names its product aldehyde dehydrogenase 1 family member A1 (gene ALDH1A1). Gene Ontology annotation, molecular function: benzaldehyde dehydrogenase (NAD+) activity. The record is from RefSeq and is a predicted model, not a curated record. NCBI's taxonomy places the organism in Eukaryota, Metazoa, Chordata, Mammalia, Eulipotyphla, Soricidae. The coding region runs from base 68 to 1573 and encodes 501 amino acids. The transcript has 13 exons.
AAGCCAAGUCCUCUAUCAGAACCAAAUCGCUGAGCCUGUCACCUGUGUUCCAGGAGCUGAACCAGAAAUGUCGUCCUCAGGCAUGCCAGAAUUACCAACUCCACUCACCAAUUUGAAGUUUCAGUACACCAAGAUCUUCAUAAACAAUGAAUGGCAUAAUUCAGUGAGUGGCAAGAAAUUUCCUGUUAUAAACCCUGCAACUGAGGAGAAACUCUGUGAGGUGGAAGAAGGAGAUAAGGAAGAUGUUGAUAAGGCAGUGAAGGCUGCACGGCAAGCUUUUCAGAUUGGCUCUCCCUGGCGUACAAUGGAUGCUUCUGAGAGGGGUCGGCUGCUGUACAAGUUGGCUGAUUUGAUUGAAAGAGAUCGUCUGCUGCUGGCAACAAUGGAGUCAAUGAAUGGUGGGAAACUGUUUGCCAAUGCAUAUAUGAUGGACUUAGGAGGCUGCAUAAAGACACUCCGUUACUGUGCUGGCUGGGCUGACAAGAUUCAGGGCCGUACAAUACCUAUUGAUGGGGACUUUUUCACUUACACAAGACAUGAACCAGUUGGUGUGUGUGGUCAGAUCAUUCCUUGGAAUUUCCCAUUGGUUAUGCUGAUUUGGAAGCUGGGACCUGCCCUCAGCUGUGGAAACACUGUGGUUGUCAAACCAGCAGAGCAAACGCCACUCACUGCUCUUCAUGUGGCCUCGCUCAUUAAAGAGGCAGGGUUUCCUCCAGGAGUCGUGAAUAUUGUCCCUGGCUAUGGACCUACGGCAGGGGCAGCCAUUUCCUCUCACAUGGAUGUUGAUAAAGUGGCCUUCACAGGGUCCACGGAGGUUGGCAAAAAGAUCAAAGAAGCAGCUGGGAAUAGCAAUCUGAAAAGAGUGACCUUGGAGCUGGGAGGAAAGAGCCCUUGCAUUGUAUUUGCAGAUGCUGACUUGGAUAGUGCUGUUGAAUUCGCACACCUUGGGUUAUUCUACCAUCAGGGGCAAUGUUGCAUUGCUGCAUCACGGCUUUUUGUGGAAGAAUCAAUUUAUGAUGAGUUUGUUCGAAGAAGUGUUGAACGUGCUAAGAAGUAUGUUCUUGGAAAUCCUCUAGCCGUGGGAAUCAGUCAAGGACCUCAGAUUGAUAAAGAACAAUAUGAAAAAAUUCUUGGCCUCAUUGAGAGUGGGAAGAAAGAAGGGGCAAAGCUGGAAUGUGGAGGAGGACCAUGGGGAAAUAAAGGCUACUUUAUCCAGCCCACUGUUUUCUCUAAUGUUUCAGAUGAGAUGCGCAUUGCCAAAGAGGAGAUAUUUGGACCAGUACAGCAAAUCAUGAAAUUUAAAUCUUUAGAUGAUGUGAUCAAAAGAGCAAACAAUACUCUGUAUGGAUUAUCAGCAGGAAUCUUUACCAAAGAUCUUAAUAAAGCAAUAACAGUAUCAUCUGCCCUGCAGGCUGGGACAGUGUGGGUGAAUUGCUAUAGUGUCGUAUCUGCCCAGUGCCCGUUUGGUGGAUUCAAGAUGUCCGGAAAUGGACGAGAACUGGGAGAAUAUGGUCUCCAUGAAUACACAGAGGUCAAGACGGUCACAAUGAAAAUUUCUCAGAAGAAUUCAUAAAGAAACUACAGGCGUGGAAAGAAAAAGCAGCAGUCACUAAGCAUCCCCAACAUUGCUAAUAUAUUAUAGUGGGUUUUAAACAAAGUUGUUCUUUUCUUGAUUUCUUAAAAAAUAAUCAAAUCAUAUUAGCAUUACUUCUGCACCUAGAAAAAGUUGCUGUGUGGCUCAUUCUGAAAGAAUCAUUUUUCUUCUGAUAUGUGACCCCAAAGCCCUAUCUGUAAAAAAAAGAAUUAAAUUUCAAAGCAAGAUCUCUCUAGCUCUGUAAUAGUCACUUAGUUUUCUUUGUAGCUACUUGUCCAAGAUAAUCAUUUUAUGGAAGAGGACCAAUUGUCUUUUAGCUUGUUUCCCCUUAUGAUGUACCUUGAAGUACUUAACAUACAUGUUAAUUGCGGGGUGUAUGUGCGCUGUCCCUGGAAGUCGUUAAGUCAUUGGAGUUUGUUGAAAACUUAUCUAGAAUGUCUGUCUGCUUGUCAAAUGAAGUAAUACCUGAAGUACUUUGCUGUAAUCUGAAUAACGCUAAUAAAAACAACUCUGCAUGA